This is a messenger RNA of Cladocopium goreaui, 2586 nucleotides long. Lineage: Eukaryota; Dinophyceae; Suessiales; Symbiodiniaceae. The record is from the annotation of a GenBank genome assembly.
AUGCGCAUUUUGAUUUUUCAGACUCCCAAACUCACCUAUGUGCAGACUUUGGAAUAUUUGCUUCGUGAGACCGCUGAACAGAAAGUGGACUUGGCAGUUCUGCCGGAAUUCUCGCUGGAACAUCCAGCGCAAUGCACAAAUCAAUCCGAACUGUCCUACGACAACGUCUCAAUUAUGAUGUUGUCACGGUUGGCCAAGCAACGACAACUGUAUCUUGUGCUUGGGAGCGUUGAGGAGCGAUGUCCUUAUGGAGUCUUUGAUACCUGUGUGGUUUUCAAUCGUUCCGGAGAGAUGAUUUUGCAGUACCGGAAGAAUUCCGAGCAACGAGAAGAAGCGCUGAACUGCUUCCAAACAGAGUAUGGCACCGUUGGAGUUUUGUUGGGAGCUGAAGUGGAAGACGAAUCGCGUUGGUCGUCCUUGCUGUCCCAAUGUGUACUGAUCCUGAACCCCUGCAACGCACCGAUGGAGCUCGAUCAAGCUUUGGCCAAGGCACAUCCAGAGUUGCAAAUAGCGGCGUGGCACAAGGGUUUCAGAAGAAUGGAGGCAUUGGUUCAAUCCAGGUUGAGGAGUUUCGGAGCGACCGCAGAUGUUCCGCGCUUUUCGUUCGUUCGAGCAGAUGCUCCAUUGCGGCAGGGUGGUGCUGGCUUAUCUAUCUUAGUUGAGCCAAACCGCAGUGUUUUAGUGCCCACUUGGGGUCCCAGUUUCUUUGUCGUAGAGGUGGACCGAGAUAGACCCGCACGAAAGCUGCCCAAGUGGCGGACAUUGAGUAUCGAAGAGAUCAUCAAAGCUGCCUCGAAAUCUUCACACGACAGAGAACUCCUGAAGUGUGAUACCGUGGAAAUCGGUCCACGCUAUCGUGUUUGGACCUUAAGAACACCAACUUUGUCCAAGGCUGCUCUAACUCAAGCUGGUGAAUGGAGCACUCUGUGGGCAGAGCGAAACAAACAUGAAGAGUCUGUUCACACCCAAAAUUCUUUCCAUUCUCUCAGUGCAUUGGUGGGACUUGGCACCAAGGCAAGUUGUUUUUUUCUGCCCAUCACCACUAGAGACGGGCGACAUCUCUACGUCGUGGCGGAGAGGAGCGCCAGCAUCACCCUGUGGGAUCUCCGUCAUCGCCGCGAAUUUCAGAGUUUUUCCUUCGCCGGGUCCACGGGCUCGCGACUCAGCGAGUUGUGCCGCGAGUGCGUUGAAGAUGUUGAAGUGACAGCUGUGGGAGCUGGACCUUCCACUUCGCAAUUUGUCGUAGCUGGAGUCACAGAGACAGGGCUUUUGCUUCAACUCUUUGAAGAGAAGAAGUUACUUCAAGACUUUUCUUUUUCUUUUGAAGAUUUUCCAUGGGAUGAGUGGAAGCUGUUUCCGCCUUUGGAGCUGGAAGAGAAGAUACUUCACCAAGAAGAGGACGACAAGAGUGACAAGAGCCACACGGUGAAAAUCCGCGGGAUUUUUUGGUCCAGUCCUCUACAGGCCGUCGCGAUCGCAGAUUCGGAAGACCCGGAGAAGCCGGAAGUGGCCUUGCUGUUGGACCUUGAUGGAUCAUCUGUCGGAUCUGUGCAGAUCUUGGACAUCUACUGUGAUGGCCCUCCGAAACUUGAUGCCAUCGAGGAAAUGACAGAGACACAAGACUUGUCUGGCUUGUCUGCAUCAAUCCCCAGUGCAGCCAGUGCAGCAGACGAACUUCAAACAGAGUCUUCGUUUUCAGAGAAAGAGGAGCGCGACAAGCUGGUGAUGGUCAAGGCCUUUGAAAGGCAACGAUUUCCUGAGUCAAAGUAUCCCCAGUCAGGACUGGUUUGUUUAUGGAAGAGUGAUCGGCUUUGUAUCGUGACAUAUUCUGAUUGGAAGGUCCAUGACCAAGUCUUAGUAGAUGAUCCGGGAACAGCAAAGGAUCGCUUGGACAUGCCGCUCUGUGCUUCAAUUUUGCCAGGGGACGGAGCAUGUAGCGUGUUGGCCUCGUAUGCGUCCAUGAUCAUCCGUUGGUGGCGAGUUUCUUUGAAGUCAUGCUUUCAGCAAGCAUGUGUUGUUCUCAGUUCCCCUGUGACAAACUUUGGUUUGCUGUAUUGCUAUGGUGAAGCUCCUCCAGAGGACUACCAGGAGUAUCGACGUAUUUCGCAGAGUUCUUUGGACAUGUCAAAGGCGGCGAGACAGUCCCUGAACUUCACCAGCUUCACGACCUCAUCACAACGGGUUUCCACCCUUGGCGGCAUCGGCGGCACCUCCCAAAAGUUGUCCAGUCAGAGACGUCCCAGUCGCUCCUCAGGUAGCGAUCCAAAAGUAACGCUUUCAUUGGACAACGGCUUGGUUGAAAGUAGUGCCACUAUUCUGAUUUCUGCCAUUGACAGAUCUGGCGAACUGACAAUUUUUCUGGGACAGGGAGCGAAUUUGAAGAAAAUCUACACGAUUUAUUCGGACCUUUCCACAAGCCCAUCCACAACGGUGGACUGCAUUUGGAUGAUGGAAACACACGUCGCCCUUUUGCAGCGAAAUGGGGAUGUGCGUCACAUCGAGUUCGACAUCAAUGGAGAGCUCAUGCGACUUGCAGAUCUCUUUGGAGACGAAGGAAGCGAGGGAAAGAACACUGAGAUUCAGUGA